UCCAUCCAUGCUUUAGAUGAGAGAGGGAGAGCAAGUAGUACAGUAACAGAAGAAGGUUUAAGAGAGAGUUUAGGUCCACCAACUGGUGGUUAGAGAUUGAAAUCCUUAACCAAACAUCAUCAACAAGAACAGCAACAGCAAAGAAUAACAAGAACCAAGUAAUCUAAGCAACAACAACAGCAACAAUAUCACUACUAUUAACAGCAGCAACAACAACAACAACCAAGAAAGACACUAACCAAGAAAGCUAAGAAAACCCGUUUGAGGAGAGUGAGAAAGAGAAAGAGAAACGGUCCCUUGACAUUAAAAAGAAAGUGGGAAAAAAAGAAAGCUUGUUGGGGCUUUCGCGUAGAAAUAGAGAGAAGAGACAGAUGAGAAAACUGUUCUGUUUGUGUGUGCGUUUUGUGAAGUGCAAGCAGUCUCUCACGUGGGGAUAGUAGAAGAAAGAUAGUAUUAUCAAUUAUGACGAUGGAAUGGAUGGAGAAUAUAUGAUAAGAAAAGACCAAAGAGAGUAAAGGCGUGAUCAUUUUUUUGUACUUUCUACUUUACUUAUUGAAGUCCCUUCUAUUUUUCCUUUUCUUUUUUCUUGUUCUCAUUUUUGAAUUUUGGAGUUCUUGCUCCUCGGUGACUUUCUCUGGGGUUGUGCGUGUGAGAGAAAGAGAGGGAAUCCGUAGGUGUCUGUGUUUAUGCCUGAAAUUUGAGUCCUGGGAUCGGUAUGUUUCCAUUGAAGGAGGAUUGGCUCUGCCGAUCGGAGCUUUUGUGUUCCCCACAGGACACACAACUGCUACUGGUUUUCAGCUUCUUGACUAUGCAGAGGCUGUGAUCACCAGUUAAUGACCUGUUUGAGGAGAUAGUAACUCAUUGAAGUCAAAAUUCUUCAGAAGGGAAAUUCUUGAAUCGGCUAGAAUAGAUGGCCGCAUAUUUUCCUGGUUCAGAAAAUGAAAGAGAUAUGUCAACAAUGCUCCACUUAAGGGAAUCUUUAUCUAGUUCUUAUUCAAAUGCACCAGUGCUUCCUGGAAAUUUGAUGAUGUAUAUGAACUACUCAUCUUCUUCGGGGUCAUAUUCAGGUGCAUUGGCAGGAAAUUCACAAAACCAUGGCAGCAGCAUUACUGAUCUGCUAGUAGCUUCAAGUUCCAAAGCAUCUGAACAAGAAAAUCUGGUUGACCUUGGAGGGCAGAGAAUUGGGGAGCAUGACUUGACUGAAUGGAAAAAUGGUAGAAAUAACAUGCUAUUAAUGUACCCUGGGGGUGAUGCUGCUGGUGUCCUUCAAAAUCCACAAAACAUGCAGAUUCAGGGAUUAUCUCUUACUCUGAGUACACAUGUACCAUCAGGUUUUCAAGUGUCAUCACUACAAUGUAGUUCUCCUAAUCCUGGUUAUUCUUCCUUGUUGAGCGCUAAUCCAUCUAUACCAGCUGUAGGCACUGGUAGAAAUGGGUACUUUGAAAAUCUUGAUAGUUCCCAAAGUAAACAGUCAAGACACAUCGAGUAUGUUUCUUCUGGCUUUCCAGGAAGCAAUUCAGAUACAGCACGAGCUGAUGUAUCUCCUUAUGGAAUGCCAAGCAUUGCAAGAGCUGUUCCAAAUUCGAAGUAUCUGAAGGCAGCUCAGCAACUGCUUGAUGAAGUUGUUAAUGUGAGAAAAGCUCUCAAGGAGCAUAAUCCAAAGAAGGGUGCAAUGAAAGAUUCCAAAGAAUCACAUGGAGAUCCAAAAAAUGGAGAGUCAGAUUAUCCAAUAUGUGGAUCAUCUACAAAUGCACAAGAAUCAAGCAGUAACUCUGCCAGUGAACUUUCUGCAGCUGAGAAACAAGAUUUGCAGAGUAAAAUGUCAAAGCUUUUGGCAAUGAUGGAUGAGGUUGACAAAAGGUACAAACAGUAUUAUCAUCAAAUGCAGAUUGUAGUGUCAUCAUUUGAUGUUAUAGCGGGAUCUGGUGCUGCACAACCAUACACAGCUCUUGCCCUCCAGACAAUUUCCCGUCACUUUCGGUGCUUGCGAGAUGCAAUCAAUGUGCAGGUUCAAGUAACAAGGAGAAGUCUUGGUGAGCAAGAUGCUUCAACAAGCAGUAAAGCGAUUGGAAUAUCUCGCCUCCGGUAUGUAGACCAACAGAUCAAACAGCAGAGAGCCCUGCAGCAGCUUGGUAUGAUGCAGCAACAUGCCUGGAGGCCACAGAGAGGGCUGCCUGAAAGCUCUGUUACAGUUUUACGUGCUUGGCUUUUUGAGCAUUUUCUUCAUCCCUACCCUAAAGAUUCUGACAAGAUCAUGCUGGCAAGGCAGACUGGCUUAACAAGAAGUCAGGUCUCAAACUGGUUUAUAAAUGCAAGAGUGCGUCUUUGGAAGCCCAUGGUUGAAGAGAUGUACAAGGAAGAGGCUGUUGAUGCUGAAAUGGACUCCAAUUCUUCAUCUGAUAUUGCUGGAAAAACCGUAGUUGGUGAUGUCAAGGAAUCUGAAGGUAGAGGCGAAGAUAUACUACAAAGUACAACUUCAACAGUUACUGAGCGAUGCAGUGCCGAGCAAUUGAUUGAGUCAAAGUCUGAUUAUUUUCCUGAUGUAGAAAUGAUGGAAACGAAUAUUGGUCGACCAUUUCAGAAUGACUCCAAUGUUUUACCGGAUACAGCAGUUGUUCAAUCAAUAGAAGGCAACGGUAGAUAUAUGGUAGCUUCUGCUGCUGCGUACCACAUGUCUGAGCUGGAAAGGUUUGAGAAUGGCAGUGGAGUGUCCCUCACCUUGGGGUUGCAACACAGCGAUGGAGGCACCGUGCGAAUGCCCAUCCAAACUUACCAGAAUUAUAUCCCCAUGAGAGGGGAUGAUAAGUGCAGUGUAGCAGCACCUUCCAUGGGUGUACAGGCUGCAGAUUUUGACUGCAUGGACUCGGGAAAUCAGCAGAAUCGAUUUGCCUCCUCUCAAACUUUGCAUGAUUUUGUAGCCUGAGAUCGUUACUUUAUUUAGAAUUGAAGCUAUUGUUGAAAGGAAACUGGCAGGGCGGUGAUUUUUUUUCCUUUAAAUGGGCUAUGAGGAGGUGUUUUUGUCUUCCCUGUAUGAGAUGUAAGAUGAGAAUGUUGUAUAUACAUUGUUUGGUAAGAAUAGCUUAUCUGUAAAAAGUAUGUGAUAUACGGUUUUUGGUUUGGCAAGGGAAAAUAGAAAUAUGCAACA
Coffea eugenioides is the source of this 3145-nucleotide messenger RNA. Its product is annotated as BEL1-like homeodomain protein 7. Gene Ontology annotation, molecular function: RNA polymerase II cis-regulatory region sequence-specific DNA binding; DNA-binding transcription factor activity, RNA polymerase II-specific. The coding region runs from base 911 to 2923 and encodes 670 amino acids. Lineage: Eukaryota; Viridiplantae; Streptophyta; Magnoliopsida; Gentianales; Rubiaceae. The record is from RefSeq and is a predicted model, not a curated record. Gene Ontology annotation, biological process: regulation of transcription by RNA polymerase II. The transcript is spliced from 5 exons.